Messenger RNA from Lutzomyia longipalpis, 1421 nucleotides. RefSeq names its product minor histocompatibility antigen H13. Bases 133 to 1254 code for a protein of 373 amino acids. Gene Ontology annotation, molecular function: aspartic endopeptidase activity, intramembrane cleaving. Lineage: Eukaryota; Metazoa; Arthropoda; Insecta; Diptera; Psychodidae. The record is from RefSeq and is a predicted model, not a curated record. Gene Ontology annotation, cellular component: cytoplasmic side of endoplasmic reticulum membrane; membrane; lumenal side of endoplasmic reticulum membrane. Gene Ontology annotation, biological process: membrane protein proteolysis. The transcript has 3 exons.
GAGAAAUGUGGGACAACGUAAUAAAUUGAGUGCGUGUCAGUCAUUGUCGUGAAUAAUUUCUUGGUGCAAUUUCUUGUUUCUUGGAGAAAAAGUAAAAUUGGUAUUUUCACGGUGAUAAAAUAGUGGUGAGGUAUGGCAGAUAUUGUUGAGAAUGUGAUGCAGCAGGCGGCUGAAAACUUAACAGAGACAACAGCGUCAAAUGGGAAGCCCCCAGCGAGUGUGGAAGGAACCGCCGUGGCAUAUGGAUCACUCGUUGUGAUGGCUAUGCUGCCCAUCUUCUUUGGCUCCUUCAGAUCACUCAAAGGUGGCAGCAAUUCACGGGCUCCGGAACGUAUGAAUUCCAAGGAUGCAAUGAUGUUUCCUGUGAUAGCUUCCCUUUCCCUCUUUGGGCUCUAUCUCUUCUUCAAAAUCUUCUCCCAGGACUACAUUAAUCUCUUGCUAACUGGCUAUUUCUUCUUCUUGGGCGUACUUGCGCUCUCGAGUAUGAUGAGCCCCGUCAUAAAUGUCCUCGUACCCACUUCCAUACCAAACAUACCGUUCCAGUUGCAAUUUACCCAAGGUGAGGGUGCCCAGAAGGAGGAUAUAAUCAACUACAAAUUCUCCUCAUACGACGUGGCGUGCAUUGUGAUCUCAACUGUCAUUGGUGUGUGGUAUUCGCUGCAGAAGCACUGGAUUGCCAAUAAUCUCUUCGGGGUGGCAUUUGCCGUGAAUGCCGUGGCCCUGCUUCGGCUAAAUAAUGUCGUCACGGGAUGUAUCCUCCUCGGUGGACUCUUUGUCUACGACAUCUUCUGGGUCUUUGGCACAAAUGUCAUGGUUACAGUGGCAAAAUCCUUCGAGGCACCCAUCAAGCUUGUCUUCCCGCAGGAUAUUCUCACAAAUGGCCUCAGUGCUUCCAACUUUGCCAUGCUGGGUCUUGGAGAUAUCGUCAUUCCGGGUAUUUUUAUCGCUCUCCUGCUGCGCUUUGACAUCAGCCUCAAGCGCAAGAGUAAACUCUACUUCUACGCCACAUUCAUUGCAUACUUCCUGGGACUCAUGAUGACCAUCUUUGUGAUGCACAUGUUUAAGCAUGCCCAACCGGCACUCCUCUACCUCGUGCCGGCCUGCAUUGGAACACCCGUGGCACUAGCACUCGUCAAGGGAGACAUUAAAACUAUGUUUGCGUAUGACGACAACCCAGAGGAGAAGAAAGAAGCAGCUGAGAAGAAGAGUAGCAGUAGUAGUGGCAAUAAAAAGGAGACCAAAAAGGCAAAAUAAAAGGUCCACCGUUUCCCUCCACAGACUGUCUACUUAGCGACCGCGACAGAUGCGCGUAUUGUGUUGAACACAUUGGACAGAGUGGUGAGGUGGGUGAGGCAUGAAAAAAUAUGUAAAUGUAAUUUGGAAAGAAAUACAACAAGACACUGCAAAUGUCGCGCACAAAA